Molecule: messenger RNA, 813 nt
Organism: Hirsutella rhossiliensis
Lineage: Eukaryota; Fungi; Ascomycota; Sordariomycetes; Hypocreales; Ophiocordycipitaceae
Product: u-box domain-containing protein
Exons: 3
Coding region: 1-813 (270 amino acids)
Biological process (GO): protein polyubiquitination; cellular response to misfolded protein; proteasome-mediated ubiquitin-dependent protein catabolic process
Cellular component (GO): cytoplasm
Molecular function (GO): ubiquitin protein ligase activity; protein-folding chaperone binding
Source: RefSeq, a predicted model, not a curated record
AUGUCUCGGGCAAUGCAGCUCAAGGAGGAAGGCAACCGCCGCUUUCAGUCGGGCGACUUCGUCGGCGCCGACAGCCUCUACUCCAAGGCCAUCCUGACCGACCCCAAGAACCCGGCCCUGUACACGAAUCGCGCCAUGGCCCGUCUCAAGCUCGGCCUGUGGGACUCGGUCGUGGCCGACUGCAACGCGUGCCUCGCCCUGUGCCCCUCGAGCAUGAAGGCCCACUACUACCUCUCCCAGGCCCAGCUCGCCAUCUGCGACUACGACACCGCCCUCGACAACGCCCGCCGCGCCCACGAACUCUGCGCCGCCACGAAUGACAGGUCUCUGGCCGCCGUCACCGCCGUUGUCCUGCGCUGCAAAAAGGAGCGCUGGGAGGACCGCGAGAGGAAGCGUGGCAGAGAAGCCCAGGACCUGGAGCGUGAACUGCUCGAGCUGCUCGACAAGCACCGCGACGAGGCGCUCGCAGACGAAGAAGACGAGGCUGAGGCCGGCCUCAUCCGCGACGAGAGCGCCCAGAAGGCUUCCCGCCUGCGCGACGUCUUUGAGCGCGCAAGGGCCCAGUCGGACCAGAGGAGACAGGUUCCCGAGUGGGCCAUCGACGACAUUUCCUUUGCCAUCAUGGUCGACCCCGUCAUUACAAAGACUGGUAAAUCGUACGAGCGGGCCUCCAUCCUAGAGCACCUCCGUCAUCACCCGAGCGAUCCCGUGACCCGCGACCCACUCGUCCCCUCGGAGCUCCGCCCCAACUUCGGCCUCCGCCAGGCGUGCGACGAGUUCCUGGAGCUCAACGGCUGGGCCGUCGACUGGUAG